AUGUUCAAGUUCAAGGCUCAAGGCUCAUCUAUACCAAAAGAUAUGGCCAAGCCAACCAUCAAAGCUGUCUUUUUUGAUUUCAUGGGGACGUGUUUAGAUUGGCAUAGCAGCGUGGUCCAGGCCUUGCCUUCUGCCAUCCCUCCACCUGAGGCAUCCAAGCUCGCGCUUGAAUGGCGCCGGCAGUACUUUAUUGAAAACAGCAACCGUGUGAGCCAAAGACUGAAUGUGGAGGACAUCGACAUUACUCUUGCCCGCAGCUUGGGUCUUGUUCUCGCACGGCUCCCCGACGUAUCGCCCCAUUUUGACGAUCGAACUAAAUUGCAGGUCAUUCAGGCCUGGCACAAACAAAGGGCAUGGCCAGAAGUAUCCAAAGCCAUUCAAAGUCUACAGGAGAAUCUUGGCCUGGAGGUCUUUGUUCAUGCGAACGGGACCACCCGGCUACAAUUAGACCUGACGCGUUCAUCGGGUCUAAAGUUCAACAUGAUGUUCUCAAGCCAGCUGUUGGGGGCCUAUAAACCCAAUCGGGAAGCUUAUGAGAAAGGAUUGGAGCUAGUCAAGCUUCGACCAGAAGAGGUGGUGUUAGUUGCGGCACAUGCGUACGAUUUGCGGGGCGCGAGGGACUGCGGAUUGAGAACGGUGUAUGUUCAUCGCUGGACUGAUGAUGUUGACGAGAACAUGGAGCAGGUCAGAUCUGAGUUUGAUGCAUUCUUGGAGGAUAUGCGUGAUCUUGCUGCUGUGAUCAGAGCGCUAUAA
This is a messenger RNA of Penicillium brevicompactum, 753 nucleotides long. Its product is annotated as Haloacid dehalogenase type II. Gene Ontology annotation, molecular function: hydrolase activity, acting on halide bonds, in C-halide compounds. The coding region runs from base 1 to 753 and encodes 250 amino acids. The transcript has a single exon. NCBI's taxonomy places the organism in Eukaryota, Fungi, Ascomycota, Eurotiomycetes, Eurotiales, Aspergillaceae. The record is from RefSeq and is a predicted model, not a curated record.